AUGUCUCAACAACAACAAAGUUCAUUUUGUGACGAAUCGGCUGGUUCGAUGAGUGAUCACAAUAGUUUUUAUCAUAAUAUUUAUGCUCAACAAGAAGAAUUAGAAGUAGCUACGCUACCGGCAAGACGUCGUGAAUGUACUAAUUUCUAUUUUGACAAACUCUACGCAGCAACAUUAGUACAACAGCCUGGAGCAAAAAAUGCUAUCCGAACUGGUGGAAGAAGAAAUAAAAAUGAAAUAUUAGGUUUAACACUUGCACGUUUACUCAAAGAAAAAUAUCUAAAUGGCAUUACCUAUUCACGAAAUAUGGAACUUUCAUGUGGCAUUCCAACAAAUGUAAACAAUGGUGAAUUUAUACUUGUUCUUCGUACUGAUGGUCGUAUUGUAGCUAUUAGUGAUGAAGCUGAACAUCAUUUUGGAAAAUCAAUGCGUUCAUUAUAUACGCAAUUUAUAAAUAUUUUUGAAUGCCUUAAUAAAACUGAUGGUGAUAAAUUACGAUCGAUUCUCAAUUCUUCAAAUGAGUUUGCUCAUCAAGAUCAUCAACUUGUUUGUACUUUUCGUUUGCCGAAAGGUAAACGACCAAGUCGAGCAAAUGAAGAUGUCAAGACAAUAUCAAUGGUUGGCCAUCUUUAUUCCUGUGAUGAUUCGCCAACAGGUGAAAAAUUAUUUAUUGCUCGUUGUGAAGCUUUAGUGUCUCAAAAAACAAAAGGAUCAAGUUCAUCACAAACAGCUAUGAUGAUUCAUAAUGAUAAUGUAAAAUCAAUGAUAAAAAUAACAUUAAAUGGAGAUAUGUCAAUUAAUACCGUUUCAUCAAAUGUUAAAGAAAUUCUUGGUUAUACAAACAAUGAAAUGAGUGGUAAUUGGAUAGGAAGAUAUAUACCAGAAAAUGAUUUGGAAAAAUUUGAAAAAAUUCAACAAAAAUUUUUUCAACAUGAAGAACAACAACAACAACAACCAAAACCAUUACCAAUGAAUGUUUGUGAAAUACUCGAUAUAUAUACGAAUUAUGGUGAUGGACGUUUAACAUUUUCUUGUCAAAUACGACUAAAACGUCAGCGACGAUCAAAAUUAAUUGAAUUUGAAAUCGUUGCUCAACCUGUUGAUCCAUCAUUACGAGACGAUUAUGUUAAAUAUAUUCAAUCGGAAUCAAAACCUAGUCCGAUAUCAAAUGAAGCCCAACAAGUAAAUUUCGUGCCAUCAUCCAUAUCGGAAGCGAGUAAAGACUCAAUCAUGGCCCAUAGUCCGUCACUCGCCAUGGGGCUCCUCAUAUUCGAUAACGGCAAAUCAAACGACUUCACCCAACAGCAGCAAUGUUCCACAUUCAGCCGGCAACUUUCGAACGUUGUUGCACCGGUCAAUUUCAAUGAUGAAUUUUGGGAGCAACUAUUCAACGUCGACUACAACCCAGAUCCAGCGCCAGCAAAUUUUCAAUAUUGGCCAACAGACUCCUUCAAUGAUACCUUCAUCUCAUGCCAAUCGGACUUUGAAUUAGCAAGUUAUUUUGAAGAGUAUUUAGGUGGACACUAA
This is a messenger RNA of Rotaria sp. Silwood2, 1527 nucleotides long. NCBI's taxonomy places the organism in Eukaryota, Metazoa, Rotifera, Eurotatoria, Philodinida, Philodinidae. The record is from the annotation of a GenBank genome assembly.